AUGACAGAACCCCAGCACGGCGCAUCAGAUUUUGCUUCAGAAGCACGUGACUCACUAGAUUUGGAACCAUUUAAUGUUAAUCCAGCUUUUUCCUCUACACAGAACAUCGAUGAUGAUGUAUUACAUAAAGUUUCCAAAACAGGGAGGUUAACACUGCUACCUACGAUACUUCAACAAACAAAGGAAUUUGAAAGUAACAAUUCUUUCGCAGACGAGACUCUAAUUCCAUUAGAUCAAGGUAGUUCUUUAUCUCACACACAGGAGCACUCGAGUAAACAUGAUUGUUCUCCACAAAGUAAUCUAGAAAGUCGAUUCGCUAAUUUGAAACUUGAUGAUGUUAACAAAAAGUCUUAUUCUAAUGAUGAUCAACAACUUGGAGAGGAUUCCUUUGAUAUUUUCAUAUUAAAAUAUUUCACUCAGUAUACCGGUCGCGAAGAUGUCAUUCAGUGGCUUGAUGACACUGAAGAAAAAUUCAAAAAGUUUGAUAUAGGUAGACACGCUCGAUUUGCUGCCAUAUCAUUUUUAUUGGCAAGCGAAGCUAAACGACGUUACAUUCGAUAUCGAGCAUCAAUAAAAUCUUUUGAUGAUUUCUACGCAUUUAUGCUAACGGAAUUCGAUUCUUCAUCUAUUUCCUCUUCAUCAGCUGCUACUCAUCAUGUUCGAUUCACGAAUGAUACUUUGCCAGAAAAGAAUAGUCAUACAUCUAUUGCCUCACUUCAUAAACAACUUCCAACUGACUUUAUGUCGGACACUUUCGAUCCAUUAUUUUCUUCGGUAACUACUUCAGCAGUCCAAAGUGAUGUUGGCGUCCCUAUUCACAGCAAAUCAGCUAUAAAUUCCACUAUUUCUUCUCAAGCUUCUUCUAAUUUUGAACUUGAUCAAACUCUGAAUGAUCUUCGCAAAGCUAUUGUAGGAGAUUUCAUAAAAAAUCCUAAGGUGUUCAAAGGCGGUAAAGACGAUGUUAAGAAAUNGCUUACGUCAAUCAACUUUCUACGCCAAUUCUACUUGAUACCGGAGCAACAACAACUUUCAUUCAUAAACAUCUAUUAG
Molecule: messenger RNA, 1050 nt
Organism: Adineta ricciae
Lineage: Eukaryota; Metazoa; Rotifera; Eurotatoria; Adinetida; Adinetidae
Source: the annotation of a GenBank genome assembly